AUGCCAUCAAUCCCUACAUUAGCUGAUGUGUGUAUGGUACCUCUCGGUACCGGAUCUCCAAGUGUUUCUGACUUUGUCACUAAGAUCGAAAAGAAGAUCAGAGAAUCUCCAUUGAAAAGCACUCUACACAGUGCAGGCACUACUAUUGAGGGUCCAUGGGAUGAUGUUAUGAAAUUGAUCGGUGAACUUCAUGAAUAUAGUCAUGAAUUAGGGUACGUUAGGGUUCAUACUGAUAUCAGGGUUGGAACCCGUACCGAUAAAGUCCAAACUGCAGAAGACAAGGUCAAUGCUGUUCUGUCCAAGUUGGAUCAAUGA
Messenger RNA from Kluyveromyces lactis, 315 nucleotides. RefSeq names its product Ecm15p (gene ECM15). Gene Ontology annotation, cellular component: cytosol. The transcript is spliced from 2 exons. NCBI's taxonomy places the organism in Eukaryota, Fungi, Ascomycota, Saccharomycetes, Saccharomycetales, Saccharomycetaceae. Bases 1 to 315 code for a protein of 104 amino acids. The record is from RefSeq and is a predicted model, not a curated record.